This is a messenger RNA of Lathyrus sativus (Indian pea), 1947 nucleotides long. Lineage: Eukaryota; Viridiplantae; Streptophyta; Magnoliopsida; Fabales; Fabaceae. The record is from the annotation of a GenBank genome assembly.
AUGUCGUGGGUAAGAUUGGCGGUCAACCGAGCCGUCGAAGCAGGUGGCCAGAGCAAUCUCACCCGCACCGUUCGCAAUUACGCCGACACCGUCGUUCACCAUGCGAGCAACGCCGUCGCCGGAGGUGCCAAAAUCAUACAGGACCGCAUUGUAUCGCGGAAUAUGCAAAGUUUUAGGCAUACUGUAAAACGGUUAGAAGAAGUUUCUGUUUCAUGUAGAGGGAUAGAGAGAGUUCAGUUGCUUAGAAGGUGGUUAGUUGCUCUCAAAGAAGUUGAGAGACUUUCUGCUACAAGCACCGCCACUAACACCGCAAAUGCAAAAGAUCAAGAUGACCACUUUGUUUCUGAUGAUAAUAAGGAUUCACCUACAGCACCUACAUUGAUUUACUAUGUAGACCCUGGUGCCCCGGGUGAACCAAAAAAUUUUCAAGAUGUUUUUCUCCACAGUCAAGCUCUUGAGGGCAUAACAUUGUCAAUGAUUCUUGAAGAACCAAAUGAGGAAGAAUUUUCACUACUUUCAGAGAUAUAUGGGCUUUGCAUUAAAGGGGGGAAGGAAGAACAAACUGCCUUGUUAUCCAGUGUACAGAAGUUGGCACAAGCAUUUUCUGGAUAUGAAGAUGAAGUAUUGGCAAAACGAGAAGAGUUACUUCAAUAUGUUCAAGCUUCCAUUUCAGGGCUGAAAGUAAAUGCUGAUCUUAUGAGAAUAGAAGUUGAAGCCUGCAAUCUGAAAGAUAAAAUUGACAAGAUGAAGGCAUCAAAUUCAGUCGAGACAGCGCCUGUUACAAUAGAGGCUUUAGAUGAAGCUAUGAAAAAUAUUCAAAUGUUUUCAAAGUUGGAGGAACUCUUAUUGAAAAAGAAAGACUUUAGCUCUGAUGAUUCUCCAGAACUUUAUGCUGAAAAGGUUGAUAAAAUGAAAAUUUUGUCAGAAUCUCUUGCAAAUUCUACGACAAAAGCUCAGAGUCGCAUUUCGGAGCACAGCAGAUCUCAGAAAGAAGAAGCACUUCAUUUUCGGCUAACCAAGUCCAAUGAGGUUAGCGAAAUUGAGAAGGAGCUGGGAGUGGAGAUUGAAGAACUCGAGAAGCAGAAAAAUGAGCUCGAAGACAAACUUAAAAAGGUAAACACUUUGUUGACAUCUGCUCGUACACGUCUCCGCAAUGCAAAAGAAGAAAAAGACCAAUUUGAUGAUGCAAGCAAUGAAAUUAUUGUACAUAUAAAAACGAAGGAAGACGAGAUGUCACGAGCCAUUGCUUCUUAUACAACCGAAACCAAGGUUGUUGAUACAUGGGUCAACUUUCUAGAGCACACAUGGAUAUUUAAAACCUCUCUUACCAAGAGAAAUGAGGAGCAGAUCAAUGCUGAAUUGGAGAGAUAUGGAGAUUAUUUUGUGAAUUUGGUUGUUAAUCUUCUGUCUUCUUAUAAGGAAAAUCUGGGUUCAUCUGUUCCUCAAAUAAGAACACUUGUGGAGAAUUUAAGAUCAAGUCAAGGGUUAGAAAUACCAGUAAAUAAUGACGGUUCAAGAGUAGAGAAUCCAAGGAAAAAGCUUGAAGAAGAGUAUUUGGACAUAGAAUCCAAGUUUUUAACCACUUUGAAUAUAGUGGACUUCAUGGACAAGCAGUUUCACAUUCAAAAGGAAGGCAUUUUCAGAAAAGAUAAGGACAAGGUGACAGAACUAUCACACGCCAUUGAGAAAAUAAAACAAGAUUUUGAAUCAAUUGAGAGACCAAAGUUGCAAAUUGAGGCACCAAUUGAAAAGUCAGAAACACCCUCAGCAACUCCAUCCCCUAUGUUGAAGUUGCCUAAUAAAAACAAGCAAGAUAAAAAGAAAAAAUCUCCAUCAUUUAUUAUGAGAACAAUAUCAAUUGAAGAACUCGAUAAAUCAAGCGAGGAUGACUCAGCAGAAGAGAUAAGUGAAUGGGAAUUUGAUGCAAUUGAUAGAGAUCACAGUUGA